CACGGGGCCGGCCGGGAGCGGCACCGGGCGGAGGGCGGCGAAGGCUACCACCGAGGAACGGCGGCGGCAAAGUUUUGGUGUGGGGGGCCAGAGGAGCAGAGGGGGAUUACGAUCGGUGCCGGCGAGGGAUUCCCAGACGCCGCCAGGCAGGCCAGAUCUGGCAGAUAGCUGAUAUGAGGACUUUUCUGAGUUCAGAAAGCUGAGUGUGACACCAACAGACUUCAGUGAAAGGAAAUAUCCCUGCAAGCACAGAGACUUUUGGUAUCUAAAUUCAUCAGCAAAGUCAUGGCUACUGUUUCUUGCAGCACACAUGGAAGAAGGCAACAAACUUUGUAACCCUGGCUAACAAGACUGUGUUUUUCUUAUCAAAAGUAGGAGGUAGGCCAAUUAUAAAAAGAUUAUUUUAUACUUAGCCUCCAGGACUUGAACUCUGGCCUGAACACUGGACAUUAAUAGAAGCCAAUUUUAACGACCUGAGAUUUUGCUACCUGUGCUUUAUUAUUGUUAUCAGUUCUUAAACACUUUGGUACUUUAUUUCUUUAGAUUAGAAAUGGGUUCGUGGACUAAAAUGUGGCCCACAGAUUGGGCUCUUCUCAUGAAAUCAUGGCUUAUCUUUUCCCUGGGGCUCUGCAUGCAGGUCUCCAAAACUUUGACCUGCCCAAAAGUGUGCCGCUGUGAUCGAAACUUUGUCUACUGUAAUGAGCGAAGCUUGACCUCAGUGCCUCUUGGGAUACCGGAGGGUGUAACCGUCCUCUACCUCCAUAAUAACCAAAUUAAUAAUGCUGGAUUUCCUGCAGAGUUGCACAAUGUCCAGUCUGUGCACACAGUCUACCUGUAUGGCAACCAAUUGGAUGAAUUCCCCAUGAACCUGCCGAAGAAUGUCAGGGUUCUCCACCUGCAGGAAAACAACAUUCAGACCAUUUCUCGUGCUGCUCUUGCUCAGCUUUUGAAACUGGAAGAACUGCACCUAGAUGACAACUCCAUCUCCACUGUUGGCGUUGAGGAUGGGGCAUUCCAGGAAGCCAUCAGCCUCAAACUUCUGUUCUUGUCCAAGAAUCAUUUAAGCAGUGUACCAGUAGGCCUUCCGCUGGACUUACAAGAACUUCGAGUAGACGAAAACCGAAUUGCUGUCAUUUCAGACUUGGCCUUCCAAAAUCUUACAAGUCUGGAGCGUCUGAUUGUAGAUGGCAAUCUCCUUACUAAUAAAGGCAUAGCUGAAGGCACCUUUAGCCACCUCUCCAAGCUCAAGGAAUUCUCAAUAGUUCGGAAUUCACUGACCUACCCUCCUCCCGAUCUUCCAGGGACACAUCUGCUGAGGCUUUACUUGCAAGACAACCAGAUAACCCAUAUACCACUUACAGCCUUUUCAAACCUCCACAAACUGGAACGUCUUGAUAUUUCCAACAAUCAGCUUCGGAUGUUGACAAAGGGAGUAUUUGAUAAUCUCCACAGCCUGAGACAACUCACUGUAAGGAAUAAUCCCUGGUUAUGUGACUGCAGUAUUAAGUGGGUCACUGAGUGGCUCAAAUUUAUUCCUUCUUCCAUCAAUGUACGGGGUUUUAUGUGCCAGGGACCAGAGCAGGUCCGAGGUAUGGCAGUCAGGGAGCUCAAUAUGAAUAUGUUGUCAUGCCCCACCACCACCCCUGGUCUGCCACUUAUCAUCACCCCAGUCCCAGCUACAACCAUGCCAACUACAUUAAUUCCCACCUCAUCGUUUUCCCCCCCAAGUAGCAAAUAUAAUCCUCUCACUCCCAUCAUAGCCACACUCCCCACUGUGCCUGACAGGGAGGACAGAGAAAGGGUGACACCUCCUUUAUCUGAAGGGAUUCAACUCUUCAUCCAUUUUGUUAAUGACACUUGCAUCCAAGUCAACUGGAUGUCACUUUUUACCGUAAUGGCAUAUAAACUCACAUGGGUUAAAAUGGGCCAUAGUCUGGUAGGAGGAAUUGUUCAUGAGCGAAUAGUUAGUGGUGAGAAGCAGCAAUCAAGCUUGGUAAAUCUGGAGCCCAAAUCCACUUAUCGGAUUUGUUUGGUUCCACUGGAUACUUAUAACAGUUACCGAACUGGAGAAGACACUGUCUGUUCAGAAGCCACAACCAAGGCUUCCUUUUUGAGCAAUGGCAGCAACAUCCCUUCCAGUCACGAGCAGACAACUUCUCAGAACCUAGGCUCCCCAUUUCUGCUGGCAGGGUUGAUUGGGGGUGCAGUGAUAUUUGUCCUUGUGGUCCUGCUCAGCAUUUUUUGCUGGCAUAUGCACAAAAAAGGUCGUUACACCUCCCAGAAGUGGAAAUAUAACCGGGGCCGUCGGAAAGAUGACUACUGUGAGGCAGGGACCAAGAAGGACAACUCCAUCCUGGAGAUGACGGAAACCAGCUUCCAGAUUGUCUCCUUAAAUAAUGAUCAGCUCCUUAAAGGAGAUUUCAGACUGCAGCCCAUUUAUACCCCAAAUGGGGGCAUUAACUACACAGACUGCCACAUCCCCAACAACAUGCGAUACUGCAACAGCAACGUCUCAGACCUGGAGCACUGUCAUACGUGAUGGUGAGGGAAGAUGGGGGUGUCUAGGACAAAGAGGAAAAAACUCUAGAAAAAAUAAGACCCCCAGCAACAGUGAAAAGAAUUACAUUUGAUAAAUGUUACAAAGAUGCAUUUAUGCAUUUGGAUACUCUGUAAUUUAUACGGUGUACUAUAUAAUGGGAUUUAAAAAAAGUGCUAUCUUUUCUAUUUCAAGUUAAUUGCAAAUGGUUUUGUAACUCUUUGCUUUUUAAAUCUUUAAAAAAUAUUGCUGAGUACUGUACAGGGUUGUACAAUAAGAACCCAAUGUCAUGGCAAAGGAAAGAAUGACUCAUUCUUCAAACAUUAACCACUUUGCUGUCGAAGCUGUCUGAGGGAUGUUAAGUUUCUAAGUGUCCUGAAUACAGGAAAAUAAGUGCGUAUUAAAACGGUCACUAGGAACAGACAAAAGCAAUUCAGAUAAAAUGGGUACAACCCUUCUGACUACAACAGUAGUUGCUGUUGAGCUUCAAACAAUUGGAAAUACAUGUGUUGCCCUUUGUCAGUUCUACAUUUCCUACCUCCAACUGAAAGCUGGAGUUCUGAGUGCUGCCAAAAAGGCUACUUUCUUGUUUGAUUAGUUUUCUCCCAAUAUACUUGGAAUAGGAAAGGUAGACAGAGCUCAGUGUCAAACUCAAAGUGACCUUGAUUCCUAGUUGCAAAAGCUACUCUGAAAAUGUCCCCCAAUACUAUGUGCUUUUAUCAUAGAAAAUGUUUCUGCUUUUCAUUAUGAUUUAAGAAGCUUUAGGCAUUUUCUGACCCUUCUCAGUGGGAGGUGAAGGUUAUCGGAAUGUAACAGAGAGCUGUCAUUAAGUUGCGCGUCUCUUUAAUAGAGCAGCAUUUGUUUACACAGCGUGUUCAGGUAAAGCCUGAGUGAGAAAAAUUCUGAGUUGCUCCCAGUUCUGCAGUGUUCAUUUACAAUUUGGAAUCUAAAAGUGUAUAUUGCUGAAAACAUGGUGCAAAAUAUAAUGCCAAUGGAAAGGUUGCUAUUGAUUUUUAUGGUUCAAGCUAUGUUUGACUUAGGAGUCUGAGUUAUGUUCAAUAUGGAGAAAUAGAAGAAAAAAGACAGAAAGAGAAAACAAAUAAGAAAUGUAUUGUAAAAGGUUAUUUAGUAUUGGAACUCCAGGCAUAUUAUAAACUGAAUUACCCCUCUUCUCUCUUAAAUUUUCCAUAAUGAUCUGCGCUUUACAAGCACUAGGUGGGCUUAGAAUUUGCUUUUUUAUUCUCUGAAAUUCUUUAGCUGCAAUACCUUCUGAGUCUUUGAGCUUUACAUGCACUAUGCAAAAUGUUAUGUUUCUAUUAAAACCGUGAUGCAGCUCUCCAAAUUAUGCAAUGUUCCAGCCGCUCUACUGACUCAAUGACUGCCAGGAACUCUGGAUUUCUUGCCAGCUCAGUGGUGGAAUCUAAUUCUUUGGUCUUUUUCAGUUUGUUUGUUUUUUGAUGCGGCUCAUUUUCUCCUGAGCUUGGGGACAAACUAAAGUUCACAUCAAAAUGAAAAAAAAAAUAAAAAGAUGGAGACAGAGCUUCCCUGAGGGAGUAGGGAACCAAAGAGAAAACAUUUUACAGUGACCAACUAGGAACAAGGAGAAGUUGUAGCAAGUAGAUUGAAGCAAAGGGUGAAGCACUUUCACUGUGGAAUGCUUAGACUUUUCACUUUAUGAGGCUCCUUAUGUUGGGAGAGAGGGUUUUAAUCCUUUCCUUUGCUCAUUUCACUCAACCCAUUCUUGAAACAGCAGUCCAUGAACAUGCGGUUUCUGAAGUUCAAAUCACAUGAUAACACUCAUUUUCUGCAAUGGUGAAAUGAACCUAGUUAUGAUUGAUGGCAAAGUACGAUCAUUUUAUAAGGAAUCACAUCCUCCCACCAACACCUUUUGUAAUCACAGUUUGAAAUUCCACUCUAUAUAUUUGCUAUUUUCUCCAGAUAUAGCAGGUACUUUAGACAACCUGUGUGUCUGUUGUAAUAGUAAAGUCAUUUAAAUUGUGCUGAGUAAAAGGCUACCAUAUGAUUUCAAAUGGUGUAAUUCUAAGUAGAAAUGUCUAUGCAAAGUGGUUUUUUUUCUGUGAUUUCUUUACUGAAGAUGAUGAUGAUAAGGUUGAUACUUUUGCUUUUUUUGGUUAAUAUGGUUUAGGUGCCACAGCUCAAAAGACAAGCAGCAAGUAGUUGUGCUUCUGCGCACUUCCACUGCAUUGGAGUUUGCUUGAAAUUAAGUAAAGCAUAGAUCCCAUUGGGUGUGGACAUAGUAUUUAAUUUCACUGAAAUAACUAGUUGUACAUUUGAUUUCAAAAGGCAUCCUUUGAAAGUACAUGCUUAUUAGUAUUUUGUACUUCAAUGACUGAUGCAGGAGGAAUCUUCUGUUCUAGACCUCAGGAUAUCACAGUUUCAAGAUAAACAAGGCACCUUAUUUUUAACAAUUGACUUAUUCAGGGAGUUUGACUGUACUGCGGGUGAAUGGUCCACAAGCCCAAACUAAUGACAGCAAAUGUUACUGACCUAAUAGAUCGAAAAAUCAAAAUUAUAUUAAGAUAGCAUAGUUAAUGCUUCAUGUCAGUAUGAAUAAUAAUAUGUAUAUUGGUAUGGGAUACUGGCAAAAGUUUAUUUUCUAUAAAUACUUCUCUGAAAAAACUUAGGAAGCCACUUAUACAAAAAUUUGUGGAUAGAGCUGGGAGUAUUACCUAAAAGAAAAUCAGAUUUGUAGUCAACUGAAAGAUCAUGUUUCAUUUGAAGAAUGUUUCUCCCAAUUCCAAUUGUUCUUUUGCUGCAAAACAGUUAAUGUAUUUCAACCUACAGCAGAGUUUGUGACUUCUUAAAGUGCUAGUCACACAAAUAUCUGAGACUUCAUUUCAGAUCACAUCUGGAUAAGUACAUAAUGGGAAAAUUUCACUAGGUAAAGUAUUUAGAAAAAGAGUUCAAAAUGGACAAUGAUCUUUUGGCAAUGUAAAGUUUAAGAUUAGUAGCUUUUUCCUUAGGCUUUGUAAAAAUGGGGUCAUCUUCACUUAGUGCAAACGUCUGAUCACCUAUAAUAACUAAAGGCUAUGGAGCAGAAGUCCCAAAUGUGUGUAUAUACAACUAAUCCAAAAUGUUCACUUCAAAGUCCUAAUUUGAACAGGUUCAUUGGACCUGGGGAAAAUUUUUUUUUUCAAACAAAAUCUCACUCAUCUUCCAUUGUAUACUGCUAGUAACUGACAUAGAUGUGCAAAAGAUUGGUUAGGGGAAAAAAAUAAGACUUUAAUUGAAAUUAUGUUAAAGAAGUAUCACAACACUGCUGUACCCAGUUCUUGGGUUCCUUCUGAAGACUCACUUAUUUGCAAACAGGUCCUUAUUUUUACAGAUUUUGUUGCUGGCAGAAACAAACACAUGAUUAAUGCAUGGACUCUGUGUUAACAAGUUCUUAUUGGAAAGAUUAGUAAUGAAUUUAUUCAUAAAAAUAUUAAGGGAUGAAGUUACUUUGGACUGAAAAGAUAGCAGUUUUUCGUGUAAGCCAAUAAAGAUGCUGUUUUACCUGACAGUGAAUGCCACGUAAAACAGAGAAAAUUAAGUACCACAUGCUAUUUGCUACUAGAGUAGUUCAACUGCAUUUUUCUCUCAAUCAUUUUCUUUUUUCGUGAGAGAAAAUUUCUCCCUCUGGGAAAAUUAUUGAUUUCAGUUUUGCAAACAAAAGAACCUUAUGCAUAUUGUAUUGUUAUUAUGGUUUUAAGGGUCUACAUAAGGCACUUUAUUAAUGGUAUUAAAAUAAAAGUUCAGUCUCAGCUUCUGACAGUAAAGUGGUUAAUUCUCAUUGAAUUCUACAUUUAUAGUACUUCUUCACCUUAAAUUUAACAUGGAAAUAUUAAAUCUUUUUUCUUUAGAACACGAGAAUAAUGGUUUUAUGCAUGACUUAACUUCACAGCUCAGUGGAAAAACAAAACACAAGUGAGUGCCAAAACCAAAAGUUACUGGCUCUGAGCCUCAUCAAAUCCUGCCUGAUGCUCUUUUCUAAACACAGAGGUAAUCCUAGGAAGCUGAUGAUCACUCCUUCCCUGAACUCUACUGAAUAGGGCACUUUGUAUCCCAGAUGAUACUACAGGCAAUAUUAAAACAUUUGGCAUUAAAUUUUUGUACAGCAGUAGCUCUUUUAAAGGACGCUGGCUAGUAGUCCAUAUGGAAAACUAGCACAGAAGAGGUUUGGCAACCUUUUAUUAUACUGGGGCUCUGUGGAAAUGUGCCUCAUGAGAGCUGAAUUCUGAUCCUCUCAGAAACAGAUAAGCUACUAAACAAAUUGUUAUCAUCAGUUGAUCCCAAGUAUCUGAAGAUGAUGUUUCAUAAAAUUGAUUUUAACUGAGACAUGCACACUUGAUUCUGUUCUGUGUUUGGUAUACUUUCUAUCUUUAACAUGGAAAAAUAGAUGGUUUGAAGUCUGCAUUAUCUGUUUUCUGCAAUCUGCCAUGUUGCACGCAUUGUUAACUUCAAAACCUCACUAUACACUAUAUAUUAUCUUGUUGACAUAUUCAGUAAAGAGUUAUUUAAAAAAAUACAUCAAUCUUGCUGUAUUUAUAUGAGCAAGUUAAUUAAAAUAAGGAUGUGGGUAUCUGAAAGGGACAAAAAAAUAUCAGUCUUCUGUGCUUGCAUUCCUGGAAAUAUUUUCAGAUGUUCUUCUGUCUGCUCACCCUCUAUUCAGUUUCUAAAAGACAAAUAUCAUCUUCUGUCUCUGAAAGCGUUAAACAAUUUGUUACCUCAAUUUCUCAGAUUUAGUCUUAAUCUUUAUAAGAUUAUGUCUUUCUGAUACACAUAUAGGAAAGCACUGUAAAACGAGAACAGACUGUAUUACAGUGUUUACAAUUAUUAGGUACACUUAAGCAGCUACACAAGGCUAUAACAAAUAUAUAUAUGUGGAAUCUGUGACUCAUUAUAUGCAUAGUCAUUUGAUAAAUGCAUUUGACAUUCAUCCUUGACAAUCUUGAACCUGUCUUUUAAGUAUUAUUAUCUAUUUAAUCUGUUUCCUUGAAAUGAAAUGUGAUUUUUUUUUCAAUUCUCCCUUCAAAAUUGUUCUUGAAUUUUCAGAAUGCACAACAUUAAGACAUAAGCCUUAAUAAAUUUUUGUAUAAAACAAAUCUUAUACAUAAGAUAUAUGUUAAUAUAUGCACUAUAUAUAAAGAGACACUUUAGUUACUUAGAAAUGAAAAUAAUGCCUCUUCUAUUUAGAUGUAAUUUUGCUUUGCCAGAAAGUGAGAUAUUGAAUGUUACAAGUUGUGUCUCUUCAAAUCUUAGAAAUGUAAUACUGCUGAGUGUUACAAUUCCUCAAAAAAUUAUCUUACUCUCUUUCUUAACCCUGGAUAUCAUGUAAAACUACUGACGCCUCUGUACCAUACAUCCACAUCAAGUCCUACCACCUUUCCCCCUUAAUCGCUUUUCCCUGCAUUUGAUGCUUCUACUGAACCAUAUUAGACCCCGGCAACUAAACCUCCUUGCCUUACUACAAGAAGGUGGACAAUAGAGCUAAUGUAAAUGAGAAACACCAUCAUUUAUGUAUUUCUGACAAUAAUGACAUAAUAAUUUUCAAUUGAAAUUAUUGUUUUCUGUAAAAAAAAAAAAUUGGCAAACACUGACUUCAUCAGAUAAUCUUUUCAUAUCCCAAAUUUUUUUAUUGUAGUAGAGAUAAAAGUUUAUAUUUCUUUUUGAUACUUUUAAGCCCAGUUACCUGAAGCUGUUCAGACACACAUACAAGUGUGUAUAAAUUUCUGGGGUUGUUUAUAGAGGAUUUAGCUACAAGGAUCUCCCAAAACAAACACAUGGAGGAGCAUUUUUCUCUAUUGUUCAGUCAAAAUUUUUCAGUAUUUCACUUUAAAAAGAGUUUUUCCAUCUAAGAAGAGUACCAUAUGGAGAAACAGCAUUCCACCAUUAAAGUAUGAAACCAACAUUUUAAUGCUGGUUGAAGUGCUACUGUCAGUGAAGGUUGAAACUAAAAAUCACUAAAAUACUUCCAUUACAUAGAGAGAGGCUUGAUGAUUUUUUUAACAAUAAUUUACAUUUCUAAAACAAAUUAGUACAUUUUAAGGUGAAAUCCUGACCCCACUGAUUUCAACUAUAAAUCACAAUAUUUAUAGGAAUAUUACAUCAGAAGGAUUAUUAAAAACAUGCAGUAUGACACACCAUAUAACAUGUCAAACCAUGUACCCCCAGAUGAAAUACAUCAAUUAAGGAGUAGUGUAUCUGUCUCUCAAAAAACUAGGGGAGCUGUGAAAUAGACUGCAGAAAACGAGGGGUGAGAUAAAUAUGUACUGAGUAACAUUGUCCAAUAUAAAACCAUCCAAGAUAAGGACAUGUAAAGCGACACACAUGCCACUGAGCAUAGCAAGAAUGUUCUUUUACACGAAGACACAUACAUUUUCUGCUUAUAACUCCAUAUUAUGGCUAACAUGUGACUGCAAAAAUGCAUGUAUGAAUAUUCAGAGUUUAUAGUAUAGUUACGCUUUGGUGGGGACAUCUUAUACAGAAUAAGAAGAACCUGGACAUUGUGCACUGGGUCUGUUAUUUACCUUCUCUGUAUAGAAAGGAUUCGAUUGAAGAACAAAAGUCAUGUUGAUAGCACUAUCCUGUUUUUCUAACUGUAGAAUGCCUCAAAGCGUUAAGACAGUAUAGAAACUAUUAUGCAAACGUCCAGCUCAGAUGCCCAUGUGUGUUUACAACUUCAGCGUGCUCUGUGCAAAAGCCAAGAAGUCUCCGUGCCAAGUGCUAGCAUUGAGCUGAACACAACCACUCUUGAAAAGCACAAUUGCCAGAAAGAUCCUGUAUUUCUUGAGAGAAAUCAGUAUAUUCACUUCUAUAAACCUUGAACAGGUGACCACAGACAUAAAUAAAAUUCUUUCUGAUAAGGAUUGAAGUAAUGUGUCUAAAGAUGGAAUACUGUAAUUUUCCUACUUUAAAAAUACCUGUUUAUGAUGAAGAAAAGGCAGAUUUUGUUAUGUGAAGAUGAAAUAUAGUAAUAAUGAUGUAAAUACAUGUCUUUAAUGACAUUUUAUGGACAUGAGAAAAGACACAUACAUAUGCUAUAUACAUAUAUAUUUGUGAUAUAAUUUUAAAAUUCCCUGAAAAUGAUCAAACUCUUCAGAUGAGAUCCACUUCCAACACAUGUGCAAUAUUACAAAAUAUUUAAAUCUUCAUAAAUGAUUGCAAUGGCUUUCAAGGAAUAGAAACAGUGAAAUGUGAUAAAAUUAGUAUUUACAGAAAUAAUGCACAGUAUUAGCUCAAAGACUUAGCUGUGGGAGAAAGAGAGAAAGAGAAAAAAGAAAGAAAAGUAAAAAGGAAGGAAGGAAAGAAAACUGAAAAAUAAGAAAGAACGAAGAAGGAAGGGAGGGAACAGGAGUUGUCUAACUUACAUCUGCACGCAAAGUGCAUUCUGUAAAGUGAAGGAAACUGGAUCCUACGUACCCAGUGUAUAAUUCUGAUGUCACAUAACUCCACAAACAGGUUUAAGUAUUUAAAGGUGAGGAACCAAUACAUAAUUCAUUGCUCCCUGACUUGCGAUGUAAAUGUUAAGAAUUUUUAAAGAAAAUUUGAGAGUUGGUAUGAAGUCCAGUUCUGCAUUAUCUGCUAAAGUGAAUAUUAAUCAAACAGGGCAGUAGAAUGUCAUUGUAAGUGAGGACUGCAGAAACAAGGCAAGCACAUUAUUAAUUUUCACGAAAAUACUACUCCUAGCUGGUAAAAAGCACAUGUGAGUUAUCAAGCAUAUAUGACUUAGAAAAAUAAAGAAAUGGAAACCUGAGAAAGGGGUGAUAUUCCAAAUUAUUAUAGUUGUUUUAAUAGUAUUCAGUUGAGUAGGCAAUUAAAGAAUUAGUUCAUAAAUGUAUUGAAGAUUUUCAUAUUUCAGGCCCCAAGGAGCAUAUAUUCUAUUUCCCAUUCACAAGAAAUGAGUUUAGGCAGCUUUUUACUUACAUCUGCACUGGGGGUUGGUUAGUUUUGAAGUCAAUGUUUGCUUUUUUAAUUGGUGAUGUUGUUCAUUGGAACUCUGUGCAUGCACCGAUUUACUUUGUCAUCUGUGAAUAAUUUGAGGGAUAGUCUACUUUAUCUGCAAUACUUGCCUUCUUGAGAAAUAUAUAGUUAACUAUA
Corapipo altera (White-ruffed manakin) is the source of this 10636-nucleotide messenger RNA. It is a transcript of the gene FLRT2, whose product is annotated as fibronectin leucine rich transmembrane protein 2. The record is from RefSeq and is a predicted model, not a curated record. The transcript has 2 exons. Lineage: Eukaryota; Metazoa; Chordata; Aves; Passeriformes; Pipridae. Gene Ontology annotation, molecular function: protein binding. The coding region runs from base 551 to 2539 and encodes 662 amino acids.